UAUAGAGUAAACAAGAAAUUAUAAUUUUAGUCUCCUGCCCCGCAGAAACGCCAAAAGUCUGCGGGCGUCGUUUGCUGACCCUUCGGGAGGCGUCGGCGGUCUCAUCUCCAAGCUUUGACUCAGUUCCGCCCCGCCUCCUGCGACACGACAAAAUGGGUCGACAAGCCAUUAGCGCCACCUUCCCGCGAUCACUUCCACCGUUCCUCACAAUUCAGUCCAUGGGUGGCGUCUUAUUCCCCACGUGCGUCCUUUUAUUCCACAGCCCCUAUGGCUAUGGGACCCACCCCUGACGCCCUCCGGCACCUGGCUAUAUAUACCCAAAGACUGCAUGCAUGGUUAUGGUCAUAGGCAAACUUCACAGUUUUUUUAUUGCUCAGAACACAAACGGAACAAAGCAGACGACAAGAAAAUCAGCGAAGAAGCAUGGGGAGAGCAAGAGACGCAGAAGCUGAGUUAAACCUACCACCUGGGUUCCGGUUCCACCCAACUGAUGAGGAGCUCGUUGUUCAUUACCUUUGUCGUAAGGCCAGCUACCAGUGUCUGCCUGUUCCAAUAAUCGCUGAGGUCGAUCUCUACAAAUAUGAUCCAUGGCAACUUCCAGAGAAAGCUUUGUUUGGAACCAAAGAAUGGUACUUCUUCACUCCUAGGGAUAGGAAAUAUCCAAACGGAUCAAGGCCCAACAGGGCCGCUGGACGUGGAUACUGGAAAGCAACCGGGGCUGACAAACCCAUUAGACCAACAGGAAGUGCAAGACAUGUCGGUAUAAAGAAAGCACUAGUCUUUUAUUGUGGAAAAGCACCAAAAGGAAUCAAGACUAAUUGGAUAAUGCACGAGUAUCGGCUCACAGAAUCAAAUCUGCGGUCCAACAAAAAUGGCAGCCUAAGGUUGGAUGAUUGGGUUCUCUGUCGAAUUUACAACAAGAAGAACAACUGGGUGAAUUCUCAACAGCAAAAGGAAGAAGACUCCCACGAGGAAACUAUGGACUCCUUUGAGGCAGUUGAAACAGGAUCUGAAAGCUUCAGAACCCCAGAGUCUGAUGUUGAUAACGAUCCUUUUACUGAUAUUAAUGAUAUGGGUGUAACUGAGGUUAGUCCAUCCCAAGCACUACACAUUGAUCAAGUAUCAAGAACUGAUACCAAAGGAAGUUUUCAGAUGGGGGAAUGUGUAAAAGAAGAUAGUGUCUGGUUUUCAGACCUGAAUCUUGAUGAUUUACAGAAUUCUUUUGCAGUACUUGGAGCAACUCCUACUCUAGAUGUAGCAAUCCAAGACUACUACUACUUAGGCCUUUGUUCUCCUCAAUUGAAACCCUACCAGGACAAUCAAUUUCUCUUCUGAACUGUUCUGAAAAUUCUAUUAUUAUCUAUGUACAGAAGAGAACACAAGAGCCAGUAGAUAUGAGAUGAGGCUCUCUCCAUGAUGAUUUACAUGAGAUUCUUUUGUUUGUUUUUCUUUUCCAAAUCACCUCCCCCACAUCCACCCAACCCACCUAAAAGAAUCUACAGGAUUGGAGUGGUGGGAAUGACAAGCAAUUCCAAGAAGAACAGAAAGAAAUUGUUGUAAAUAUUCAAAAUAUACAUAGUAACAUUUUAUUUUCAUGGUCAUUUUCUAUGGUUUCAAGUAUACACCUGAUCCCUUACCCAUCCCCUUAAUGAAGUAAGGACAUUGUACAAGAUGUACAAGAUCACUUACCAUUUCAGAGUGCAAUAGCAAGAUUAACGUUGGAAGCAAGGUCUACCUAUGGAGCUGGACUAUCAAACGGCAAAGCAAAGGAACGAGCCUGAGCUGGUGAACAUAUAGAAUAUACCUGAGUGGAAGAUCCUAUGCUAUGGAUAUAGAAGAUCGCUCGUACACAGGUGUAAGAAGAAGAAGAAUAUUAUGAGAAGGAAUUUAUGUAAAAAAAUGAGUGUUCUAAUGAAAUGUGAUAUCAGCAUAAAGAAAGGCAAAAAAGGUGAGGACUAUAACAUUUAUAAUCUUCCUA
This is a messenger RNA of Nelumbo nucifera (sacred lotus), 1978 nucleotides long. Its product is annotated as NAC domain-containing protein 2-like. Gene Ontology annotation, biological process: regulation of DNA-templated transcription. Gene Ontology annotation, molecular function: DNA binding. The record is from RefSeq and is a predicted model, not a curated record. NCBI's taxonomy places the organism in Eukaryota, Viridiplantae, Streptophyta, Magnoliopsida, Proteales, Nelumbonaceae.